UAAACCAAUGAAAUUUAUGGCGGUUAACUUGUUUUGGCUUGACUGACCGAAACUUAUUAAGUAUAAAACAAUGGCCUCGUAUUGACAAGACGUUAUGCGGAAAAAGAAAGAGUUUUAUAGCUACCAUGAGGUUGGGAUAAACUAAACUAUGGACGAUUAUUUUCGACGGACGCCGAGAGAGGGCAGAGACAGAAGGGAAAGCAUCAUGAAACAGACGCUAAUGGACAACGAAAAAAUGAUGGAUAAUUGGCUAAACGAAAAUCAAUGUUGCAACGAGGAAUAUAUUCCUGAAGAGGGAUCUGGAUACUUUGAUCGUUAUCAGGAUGAAAUAUAUAAAAUACAACAAGAAAACAGUAAACUUCGAACAGACAAUCAUCAUGUAAAACAAACAUGUAAACGUAUAUUGUAUGAAAAGGAAACACAAAUAAAGCAAAUGAAUCAACAUCACAAAAGAACAAUCGAUGUCUUGGAAAGAAAGAAUGACGAACUUUGGACUAUAAAUGCUGAUUUGGUUGAAGACACAAAAACUCUAGAAAUAGAACUAGAUGAAUACGAACAGGAUUUAGAAGAUCAAAGGAAGAAGAUAGAUAAACUAGUGCAACGUAUUAACGACGAGGUCAGUAGAACAGAACAUAUAGAGGUUUUGUUGACUACGGAACAAACACAGAACAUAUCACUAAAAAACGAAAUUUCUCGGUUAAAUACAUUAGUUGAUCAGACCAUGAGUUAUGAACGUCAUGUUACAAAUCAGAAAAAAAGUGUAGAAGAAGAGAAUCAAACAUUAAAGCAUGAGAUUUACAAUUUAAGGAUAGAAGCGGCCGUUUUUCGCAAUAAGCUGAUCGCACUACAACAACAAUGUGACUGCUUGACUAAAGGUAGAGAAAGGAAUGAGCGUGAUGAGUGGAAACAAAAGAUUGAACAGUUUCAAGCAAAAAUUAAAGAGUUAAAAAUUCAGAUGUCGUCACUCAGUCGAGAGAAAUACUCUCUCCAAGACGAGUUAAAUAGAAAAGGCGCUGAGCUAUCCCGCAGUUUUGAGAAGGAAAUUCAGGCCCUACAACAAAAAAUAACAACGUAUCAACAUAACGAAAUAUCAAGUUUAAAACAAAACCAAGAGAAUGAAUUGGCUCUUUCUCAAUUAAAGCGGCAGCUUAUUUCAUGUGAGCAAGAAAAUAGAUUAGCACUAGAAAAAAUACAAAAACAAGAAGAGGAGAUCAGAUUGUUGAAAGAAGAAAAAGAAAAACUGAUACAAGACAACCGAUGUCAACGCACUUACCACAAGGAAACGACAAUAUAUUCCCACAAUGAAACUGAGAGACGGGAGCUGGUAAUACAGAGGCACAAACAAGCAUUGGAAAGUGCUCAACAAACGCAGCUUGUGAUGAAAUUAGAGCAACGUUCCAAGCUAGCCGAAGACAAACUUUCCGUGGUUAACGAACAACUUCAUAGUGAAAGGUCAAGAAACGAUAAGUUAUCUAAGGAAAGAACCCAAAAUGCGGAGACAUCUGAGAAGCUUCGCGCAUUAAAAAACGAACUUGAAAGCGAAAAAUCUAGAAACACCAUCUUAUCAAAGAAAAUAAUCCAGUACGAAAAGAAUUCUGAACAUCAAAGCGAGUUGAACAGCGAAAUGAAAAAUGAACUAUCAAGAAACACAAUGAUAUCAAUAGAAAGAACCAAAUACGAAGAUACAGCAGAAACUCUUCAGGAAGUGACUAAAGAACUGGAAAGUGAAAAAACUAGAAACGCCAUGUUAUUAAAAGAAAGUAACCAGUACAAGAAACAAAUUGAAAAACUGAAAAAAACACAAUUUGAUUUGUCACAAAGUCAUAACCUGCUCAACAAAGAAAAUAAACAAGGGCAAGAUAUCAGAAUUGCGACUGAAUACAAUCAGCAAUUAAAACGAAACCUGUCUGAUCUUGAUAGGUCAAAACAAAACAUGAUUGGAGAAAUUGGUUCCUUAAAAGAUGAAGUCAAAAAAUUAACAGAUGCACUCGAAGAAAAGGAUAGAGAUAUCAGUAUGCUAAAAAAUGAACUUCAGAUGAAUUAUAAUGAGAUUGAAGAUAAGCAGGGUGAAUUAGACUUCAUAAAAGAGACAAAUGUAAAGAGUGAACGGUUGGUAUCUGAUCUACAAACCGAAAUAAACCAGUAUAAAAGAAUACUGAAAGGAACCAGUCCCGACUCAGAUAAGUUCACCAAUACGAUUUCACAACUAGAACGUGAAGUGGAAGGGUAUAAAAACGAACUGAAAAAAGCUCGCGAGGAAAUUAAACAUGCGACUGACAAAAACCAACAGAUGAAUCAAAAUAUUUCUGACCUUCAACUAUCUGAACACGCAUGGAAUGAGAAAAUGGAUUCUCUAAACGAUCAAUUCAAAGAUUUGACGAAGGGAAAAGAUAAUGAUAUAAGUAGGCUUGAAAUUAAACUUCAACGGAAAUGUCAAAAGAUUGAAAAUGCAAUGGCUGAAGUCGCCUUGGUAAAAGAACAAAAUGAAAAGAACGAACAACUGGUCGCUGAUUUACAAAUCGAACGCGACCAAUAUAAAGCUAACUUGGAAGACCAAGACUCGAAUUCAGCGGAAAUUAACAAUAUUAUUACAACUUUAAGACAUAAAGUGGAGAUAUAUGAGAGAGAACUCAAACAGGUACGGGAAGAAAAAGAAAUGCGACUGAUAAAUCUCGACAGAUGGAUCAAAAGAUUUCAGCUAUUAAGAAUUCUGAACAAUCGUUGAUUGAUGAACGAGAUUAUU
Molecule: messenger RNA, 2743 nt
Organism: Mya arenaria
Lineage: Eukaryota; Metazoa; Mollusca; Bivalvia; Myida; Myidae
Product: hyaluronan mediated motility receptor-like
Exons: 2
Coding region: 149-2725 (858 amino acids)
Source: RefSeq, a predicted model, not a curated record